AUGAAACCUAUUAGUUCAUCUAAGCCAUCUAGUACCUCUAAUGGCGGUUUGACGUCGAAAUCAUCAGUUCCACCAAUGAAGCUAUCAUCAACGCCAACUACUCUGAAUCAUGUGGCCAAAACUCCAAAUUCCACAUCGCUCACCAAAUCCCCAGUCAAAUUAACACCAACUUCUCCUGUUAAAAUGAAUGGUACUAUUGUACCAUCCUCAAAACAAACAAUAACAGAAAAAAAAAUUGUACCAUCCAGUCCAAAGAAUGUUUCUGUAAAGAAAGAACCGAUAGUUACUCCAAAAAGAAAAACAAAAGUUCUUGAAAGUGAUGAAGAUUCUGACGAUGACAAACCAUUGGCUAAAAAAAUGGUAACAAAUUCAACGCCAAAAUCCACACCAAUUGUCAAAACUGAACCUAAAGAACCAAAAUCCACACCAACUGUCAAAACUGAGCCUAAAGAGCCAAAAUCAUCUUCUCUUUCCAAUUCAACACCAAUUCAAAAUAAUGUUUCUGUGAAAAAAGAACCUACAGUGUCAUCGCCAAAAAGGAAGAACACAGUGGCUGAAAGCGACGAUGAUGUACCAUUGUCGAAAAAGAUAAAACAAGCAGAAAAGGCUCAAAAACCAGUCAAAAUUGAAAAAGCGACUCCUGAGAAAGGUAAAACGCCUUCAAGUCAAAAGACAUCUUCAACAUCACGAAAAUCAUCCACAACAACAUCUCGGAAAACACCCACAUCAUCAUCUUCAGCGCAAAAAGCAUCAACACCACAAACAGGUGGAAAACGAAAAAUAAAAGAAGAAGAAGAUAUUUGGAGAUGGUGGGAAGAAGAAAAAUAUACAGAUGGACGAAAAUGGACAACGCUUGAUCAUCGAGGACCGGUCUUUGCACCACCGUAUGAACCAUUACCGAAUAAUAUUAAAUUUUCUUAUAAUGCAACUCAUGUGAAAUUAAGUGAACCAGCUGAAGAAAUCAUGACAUUUUAUGCAAAAAUGUUAGAUCAUGAUUAUACAAAAAAGCAAGCGUUUAACACAAAUUUUAUGACCGAUUGGAGAAAGUCAAUGACACCAGCCGAACGUGAAUUGAUUAAAGAUAUUCGAAAAUGUGAUUUUACACAGGUGUGUCAGUAUUUUAAAGAACUAACAGAGCAACGAAAAGCUAUGACAAAAGAAGAUAAAAAAGUAAUCAAAGAAGAAAAUGAGAAACUACGUACUACAUAUGGAUUUUGUAUGUGGGAUAAACAUCGUCAACCUAUUGGCAAUUAUAAAAUUGAGCCACCGGGUCUAUUUCGCGGACGUGGUGAACAUCCAAAAAUGGGUAGCGUUAAAAAGCGUAUUAUGCCAGAAGAUGUUAUUAUCAAUUGCGGAAAAGAUUCAGCCGUACCAAAACCACCCGAAGGUCAUCGUUGGAAAGAAGUGAGACACGACAAUAAGGUUUCGUGGCUUGUGAUGUGGACAGAAAAUAUUCGUGGGAAUAAUAAAUAUGUCAUGUUAAAUGCAUCGUCUCGAGUUAAAGGCGAGCGUGAUUGGCAAAAAUAUGAGAAAGCAAGAAAACUACAUCGCGUGAUUGAUAAAAUACGAGCAAAUUAUCAAGCAGAUUGGAAAAGUAAAGAAAUGCGUAUUCGUCAACGUGCUGUGGCAUUAUAUUUUAUUGACAAACUUGCACUUCGAGCGGGUAAUGAAAAAGAUGACGAUGAGGCUGACACAGUUGGCUGUUGUUCGCUUCGAGUUGAACACAUAACGUUGCAUGAUCAUGUCGAUGGUAUUGGAGAUAAUGUCGUUGAAUUUGAUUUCUUGGGCAAAGAUAGCAUGAGAUAUAAUAAUAAAGUGUCAGUUGAACCACGUGUUUAUAAAAAUGUAAAAUUAUUCAUUGAAAAUAAAGAAGGAAAUGAUGAGUUAUUUGAUCGUUUAACGACAACAAUUUUAAAUCAAUAUUUAAGUGAAUUAAUGGAAGGUUUGACGGCAAAAGUAUUUCGUACAUACAAUGCAUCGAAAACAUUGCAAGAUCAAUUAGAUAACUUAACUGAGCCAAAAGCAUCAGUACCAGAAAAAAUGCUUGCUUAUAACCGAGGGAAUCGUCAAGUUGCCAUAUUGUGUAAUCAUCAACGUUCUAUACCAAAAACAUUCGAAAAAAGUAUGGAGACAUUAAAAGCCAAAAUUGAUGCAAAAAAAACCGAAAUUAAUGAACUGAAAACAGAAUAUAAACGUGCAAAAUCUGAUUAUAAAAAUACACAAAAUCAAGCAUCUCAGAAGAGAUUGGAACAAGCUGAAAAGAAAGUUCAACGUUCUGACGAAGCAUUGAAAAAAUUAGAAGUUCAAGCACUUGAUCGUGAAGAAAAUAAAGAUAUUGCACUUGGUACUUCUAAAUUGAAUUAUCUUGAUCCACGUAUUAGUGUAGGAUGGUGUAAGAAAUGGAAUGUACCAAUUGAAAAAAUCUAUUCCAAAACACAACGUGAUAAAUUUCGAUGGGCAAUUGAUAUGGCAACUAGUGAUUUUCAUUUUUACAAUUAUGAAGGUGAAAUUGUAUUACGAAAUAUUGAUGAUACAACACAAGAGGAAGAUGAAUUAUCGGGACAAGCACAGUCGGAUGAUGAAGAAUAA
Messenger RNA from Didymodactylos carnosus, 2589 nucleotides. The record is from the annotation of a GenBank genome assembly. NCBI's taxonomy places the organism in Eukaryota, Metazoa, Rotifera, Eurotatoria, Philodinida, Philodinidae.